AUACAUAUACAUACACAGAGCGCUCUCUCUCUCUCUAUAUAUAAAAAUUCCUUUUCACAGAAAAGAGCUUCUGUAGUACGUUUCAGCAAGAAAUGCAGUAUAUCUUCGGUUCAGUCUCUGUUGUUAGGUUAUUUUCUAGUUAUAUGUUUUUCUCGAGAAAAUGAAAUAUUUUCCGGGAAAAUGUUUUCCGUCGAGACAACGUUCGGAUUUGUUGGGUCGUGCAUUGUUAUGAACAGUUCGUGCAAUAAACUCUGUUUAUACGACAACAAAUGGUGUAAAAUUUGUUAGUGAUUCACCGAUUGUGGAAAAAAAAGUGUUUAUUUUUGUGGAUUUUUGGAUAAUAUUAUAAGGAAUGGAGACUACAUGUGGAACAACUUUGCAAUUUUCAUUGCCGCGGACUGGUUUGGAGAAGAUUGAGGGAAAAUUCAAUGGUUUUCUGAGGUUUUCUCGGAGAGGUAGGAAAGAUUGGGGGCUUAAAGUGAUCAAUUUGAGUGAGUUUCAGUGGAGAAGUGAGUUGACUCAACACGGCCGGGUUUCGUUGACGGUUUCACAAGCUUGUAAGGAUUCUCGUGCUCCUGCAUUGGAAUCCGGAAAUUUCCAUGCCUCUUUCGAUGGAAAUUGGUUGUUAAAGAAUAAGGCACAGGAGGUCAGCUCAUGCUUAAAUGGACGCUGUAUAUUCCUUGUUGGAAUGAUGGGCUCUGGAAAAACAACAGUGGGGAAGAUUUUGGCCGAAGUAUUAGGUUAUUCUUUUGUUGACAGUGACAGAUAUGUGGAGCAGGCUCUGGGUGAAAGUUCUGUGGCUCACAUCUUUAAGCAGUGUGGCGAGAGUAUCUUCAGAGAAUAUGAGACCGAAGCAUUGCGGAAGUUGUCUUUAGUGCCUCGGCAAGUUGUUGCCACUGGUGGUGGUGCGGUGGUUAGCCCUGUGAACUGGAAAUAUAUGAAGCAAGGAGUCACUGUUUAUUUAGAUGUUCCUUUGGAUGCUUUGGCAAGGAGAAUCGCUGCCGUUGGCACUGAUUCCCGCCCGCUCUUGCAAUUUGAAUCAGGCGAUCCUUACACAAAGGCUUUCAUGGGUUUAUUUACUCUUUCGAAAAGGAGGGGAGAGGCAUAUGCCAAUGCGGAUGCCACGGUUUCUGUUCAACGUAUUGCAUGCAAGCUAGGUCUUGAAGAUUUAUCUGAUAUCACUCCAACUGCUAUAGCAGUAGAGGUACUCGUACAAAUAGAAAACUUACUGCGAGGCAACAAUGGCAUGUCUAUCCAAAUGUUUUCUUAACUAUCCGUAUUUCUUGUCUCUGCUUAAUCUUUUCCGGUAGCAAAAGCAUCAUUCUCAGCUCCAAAGAACUGAAAAUCGGUGGUUGGUUGAUUACAUGUACAGAUGAAAUGGAAGUUCUUCAGUCUCAUCCAUAUUUACUUUCUUUGUUGAGUGUAUACGCUUAGAUGGCUAGUCAUCUUGAUUUAGCUGAAAAUUGUUUUCUUAGGUGUUUACUUUAUGUAAACUAAAGAGAACAAAUUAGGUUUUAUGUUAUCUUUUCAUAUACAAGCAAGAGACUUGGUAUU
Molecule: messenger RNA, 1554 nt
Organism: Cornus florida
Lineage: Eukaryota; Viridiplantae; Streptophyta; Magnoliopsida; Cornales; Cornaceae
Product: shikimate kinase 3, chloroplastic-like
Exons: 11
Coding region: 353-1270 (305 amino acids)
Cellular component (GO): chloroplast
Molecular function (GO): shikimate kinase activity
Source: RefSeq, a predicted model, not a curated record